UUUAGAGGAAGCGGAAGUGUCAGAGCAGGCGGAAGUGGUACUGCCCUGAAUACCCUGAGCAGCGAGCGGAGGACGGCUUGAUAAACUCCCAUCGUUCAGAGAAAAAAAUCGGGAUUCCAAGUACGCUCUAAAUCCUAAAAGAUGGAUAAGAACGACCUGGUGCAGAAAGCCAAGCUGUCAGAGCAGGCUGAGCGCUAUGACGACAUGGCGGCUGCCAUGAAGGCCGUGACGGAGCAGGGCCUAGAACUCAGCAAUGAGGAGCGCAACCUGCUCUCUGUCGCCUACAAGAAUGUGGUGGGGGCCCGUCGUUCAUCCUGGCGCGUGAUCUCCAGCAUCGAGCAGAAGACGGAGGGGAACGAGAAGAAACAGCAGAUGUCCCGCGAUUACCGUGUGAAAAUCGAGUCUGAACUCCAAGAAAUUUGCCACGACGUGCUGAAUCUGCUCGACAAAUUCCUCAUUCCCAAUGCAUCUCAGGCGGAGAGCAAGGUGUUCUACCUCAAAAUGAAAGGAGACUACUUCAGAUACCUGUCAGAGGUGGCCUCUGGGGACUCAAAGAAGGAUACGGUGGAGAACUCUCAGCAGGCCUACCAGAACGCCUUCGACAUCAGCAAGAAGGACAUGCAGCCAACACACCCCAUCCGGCUGGGCCUGGCCCUCAACUUCUCCGUCUUCUACUACGAAAUCCUCAACUCCCCCGAGCAGGCCUGCUCUCUGGCCAAGCAGGCUUUCGACGAGGCGAUCGCCGAGCUCGACACCUUGAACGAGGACUCGUACAAAGACAGCACGCUGAUCAUGCAGCUACUAAGGGACAACCUCACUCUGUGGACAUCAGAAAACCAGGGAGAUGAGGGCGAAACCGGCGAUGGAGAGAACUAGAGCGCACUUCACUGUUAACCCAUCCCCACUCUCCUCCUCUUCCUUUUACCUCUCUUCCUCUUUCUUCUCUUCUUCCUCUCUUCGUACACAUAAACAGCCCAUUCAUUCCCUCGUCCCACUUGUUCAAGCCCAGCCUCCCGACUUCCCUUCUGUAUAACCAACAGCAUGAAUAGUACCUGACCUUCACAAAUGAGUUUUAAAAAAAGGAGGGGGGAAAGACAUUAACUGUUCCAUCACCCCAAGAUCCCUCCAUCCCUCCAUCCCUCCCUCCCUCCUCCCUCCCUCCCUCCCGUGAUCAUGGCACUCCAAGGCAGGCCAGCGGGCUCAAGCCACUGGCCGGUCUAGUCUUAUAGCACGCAGGGAGGAUUUUUAUCCGAAACCACAAAAUAAUUUAAUGUUUUUAGAGUCCACAUCGCCCCGUUUUUAGCCUCCUCGUUUAAUCUUUCUCCUCCAUUCCUUCCAUUCUUCCUCGCUCCUCUUGCCUCCUUCCUAACAUCUCAGUACGUUCUCUCACCCUCUUCCUCCCCUCCUCUCUCUAGCGAGUUAAUGCAUUUAUAUAGUUGUCAAUCCCUUCUCUUUUGGCUUUUCUUAGUGUACUGGCAAAAUGGCUGGUUUUAUUCCACUUUAAACAAAACGAAAAAAGGUUAUUAAACUGUCCGUUUAUUUUCAACAAACACUGUGAUGCUUAGUUUUUCCUCCACCGUACCACCAGACCCUCCUUUGACGGCAAAACCGAUAUUCCGCUGAGAGAGGGUGUGUUUGAACAGCAGUGCAAUUCUGCUGAGGUUUAUACAGAAGGGUCCUCCCACAAGGCUGUAUUGUGACACUGACAAAUCUAAAAACAAAAGUGUUUUACCUGCUGUGUAAUCAAACAUUCACUGUUUUUCAGUUUUAUUUUUCCUUUCUAAGCGGGACCCGGGGUUUUAUUCAACGCCAUUCUGCACAUUUCCAGUUCGGAAAAAGCAUCAAAUAAAAUCAUUACUAAAAAAAAAAACAACUUAAAAAUGACUAUUAAACACAAAAAGGCAUACAUUCCAUCCUAACGUUUAAGAAGAUUUUAGACCUCCUUCGCAACAAAUGGGACCUGCCUGCUUCCUUGGAUCCACCUCCUGUCAAGGUGCUGCUGAACAUCAGUACUACUGUCCCUAAAGUUAAUUCCUUAACCCCCAUACUGUGUGUUCAUUUCCCUUUGCGGUUGCUUUUUUUUUUUUUUUUUUUUUUUUAAAUGUGUGUGAAUAACAAAUCAAACUUUGUUUUUUUGAAAACUGUAAAAUUGUAAAACAUUUUUAGAGCUUAACUGUAAAUCUGUCUUUUGGAAAACAAAACGGUUUGUCGAUAUUGUUCGUUAACACCUGCUUGCAAAGAAACCUUGAAGCCGUUACAGUCAGCUGCUGUUGUAUGCUUUGGCAUUUUUGACCAGAUCUUUUUCUUUUUUUUUUUUUUUGGUUACCCCCCCCCCCUCGUAUGCCCCUUCACGGCACUUGUACCGACAAGUCUAGAAAAGUCCUGAGUUUCCACUCACUGCUGAAUGGUGUGAUCUGCCAACAAGAAUGCAUGCCUUCAUUUAUCACCCUGUAAAUCUACCACAGAAAUCCAAUGGGGAAUUUUACACUCUGUGGACUGACUGGUAAACUUGCUGCUACCUCGUUUGCAAAAUACGAACGGCAGUUGUGGAGGCGAGGGUCUGGUACUGAUCCUGCAACCUGAUCGGUCUGUCUAAGCUGAUCGGGUUUAGACUAUCAGCUAACUCUUUAAAAAAAAAAAAAAAAAAAAAUGCAACAGUUGAGCGUCAAAGUUUAUUCUUGGCCUCGGAAACAGGCUGAACAAUCUUAACUCAAGGUUCACUCAGUAGCGAGUAAGUGGACCUAGAGUUAACAUUAUCUGUCAGAAAGGAUCUGAUCCCCGAAUCAAAACAAUUUGAUUUGUAAUAAUAAAAAAAACAAACAAAACAAGGAAGCAGUGAUUUUCAGUGUCACCUUUGGCGCAGUUCAAGUCCACAACAGGUACGUGCGUUGAAGGGAGCCAAAUCUCCCGGCAGCUGAUCAGCCAGUCAUCUGUUUGUGGAAGUGAGAACCUGCAGUUUGGAUCAUGGUUUUUGUAUUCAGGCUGGAGUUCGUAAACAUGCAUACGUGUCAAGGUGACCCUCAGAUGAUCUUGUAGAAAAGAGAAAACAAUCAGCAGCUAACGGUACAUUGUCGGGCUCAUCAUUCAGAUCUGACCCUUUAUGAUAUUUACAAGCGUAAUUAUGGUAAAUCGCUAAAAAAUAUUAGGACCCAUGUGGUUUUCGUCCCGGUGUCGUGGUUUACGAUGCGGAUCCCAAACUAGACAAACCUUUAGUCCCAAACUUUGAGAAAUAUUGGCAGGUGUCAGCCGACCAGAAUGCAGACCCAGCAGUCUGUCAAAAGCCCCUUUUUUUCCUCAUAAGAAGUAGUAAAGUAAUUUUUUUUCUCUUUUCUUUUCUCCUCCACUCAGUGUCACAAUAACCUUGUCGUCAACCAUCUCAACAUUCCACUCUGUAGGUGUAGAAAAGUCAUGUGUCUCAAUGUUUUGUUUUGUUUUUUUUCUUUUGCUGGGGACAAAUGUUUUCAUGCACUGAAGUUUAAAAGGUAAAAAAAAAAAAAAAAAAAAUUCCUCCCUGCCGCUCUUUUUCUCGUUAGCUGAA
This is a messenger RNA of Xiphias gladius (swordfish), 3538 nucleotides long. It is a transcript of the gene ywhaba, whose product is annotated as tyrosine 3-monooxygenase/tryptophan 5-monooxygenase activation protein, beta polypeptide a. Gene Ontology annotation, cellular component: cytoplasm. Lineage: Eukaryota; Metazoa; Chordata; Actinopteri; Istiophoriformes; Xiphiidae. Gene Ontology annotation, biological process: signal transduction. The coding region runs from base 142 to 876 and encodes 244 amino acids. The transcript is spliced from 7 exons. The record is from RefSeq and is a predicted model, not a curated record.